AUGCCUGCUUUAUGCCAGGGUAUAAGUGGAGACGCGCGGGGCGCUGAGGAGACACUGGAGCUGCGGCGGGCGCACGAAGAAGAAAUCAAAGCCAUGGAGGCAGCAAUCGCAGACAUGCAAAAAUCCUGGGAAGAAAAACUCAAAGAAGCUCAGGCCAGGCUGCAGCAGGACAACGCCACGCCCGACUGGAGCAGCGUUCCCCACAUAACUUUGCUAACAGAAGACCCGCUGCUGUCUGGGUCUUUGUCUUUUAAACUACCAGCAGCACCAGAGAAGCUAACAGUAGGAAAGAAAGAAGGAGACAAGUGUCCCCUUGUGUGUCUCUCUGGCUCUGGCUUAUCGCAUAACCACUGCUACCUGCAGCUAGAGCAGCAGCAGCAGGAGGGGGAGACAGGAGAAGGAGACAGUGCAGCAGCUCUUUAUGUUUUAGAUGGAGCAGGAAAUACAUUUGUUAAUGGAAAAGAGACAGAAAAAGGAGAAAAAAUUAAACUACAUUCUGGCGAUAGAGUUGUGAUAGGCCAGAACUAUGUUUUCCUUGUUUUUAUCCCAUCAACAAAAACAGAAAAAGAAACAGAAACAGAAACAACAGAAGCAAAAGAAGGAGAAACAUAUAAAGCAAAAGGACAAACAAGAGAAGAACUCCUCUCUUACUUUACUUAUGAUGUAUGCAUGCAAGAGCUCGCAUGCAACCAGGGGACUGUCUCCGGCAUGGAGGAGACACAGCAGCAGAUGCAAAAGGAGACAAUGCAGCGAACGCAGUAUAAACAAAAACUACAAGAGGCCCAGCAAGCCCUACAGAAACAAAAAGAAGUAAAUAAAUAA
This is a messenger RNA of Eimeria mitis, 822 nucleotides long. RefSeq names its product kinesin motor domain cointaining protein, putative. The coding region runs from base 1 to 822 and encodes 273 amino acids. The record is from RefSeq and is a predicted model, not a curated record. Lineage: Eukaryota; Apicomplexa; Conoidasida; Eucoccidiorida; Eimeriidae. Gene Ontology annotation, molecular function: protein binding. The transcript has 3 exons.